Messenger RNA from Lactuca virosa, 2151 nucleotides. NCBI's taxonomy places the organism in Eukaryota, Viridiplantae, Streptophyta, Magnoliopsida, Asterales, Asteraceae. The record is from the annotation of a GenBank genome assembly.
AUGAAUCCUUGUGUUUUUAUAAUUUUCUCACUUCUCUUCCUACUCCUUGUGACUGCAACUGCCAGCCAAUUGGUAGCAGUGGGAGAAGGAGGAGAUGAUACAAAUGGUGUUAUGAAAAAGUGUUUGGAUACAGAGAGACAAGCUCUCCUUCUUUUCAAAGCUCCCCUUCAUGACCCUGAUGAACGUCUCUCUACAUGGACAGCUGAUGAACAUGACUGCUGUAAAUGGAGUGGAGUCACCUGCAACAACCAAACAGGUCAUGUCACAGGGCAUGAUAUCAAUGGAUAUUGGCUUGAAGGUGAGAUAAGCCAUUCAUUGCUUAACUUAACCUACUUGAGUCGUCUUGAUCUUUCUGGAAAUUCUUUCUAUGGAACCAUUCCCAGGUCAAUUGGUUCCUUGAUUGAAUUAAGGUAUCUUGACCUUUCCUAUAACUCUCUUUAUGGAACCAUUCCCAGGUCAGUUGGUUCCUUGAUCAAAUUAAGGCGCCUUGACCUCUCUUUUAACUCUUUUUAUGGAACCAUUCCUACAGCGUUUGGAAACCUCAGCAGCUUGCAACAGCUUUCCCUAUCAUACAUGGGGAGAUGUAGAUUUGAAAACAUAGAGUGGUUGUCUCAUCUCUCUCAUUUGGAGGAACUUGUAAUAAGUGGGAUUUCCCUAGCCAAACAAAAUCACUGGGUAGAUGUAGUUCUGAGUCUCCGGAAACUCUCACAUUUAAGUUUAAAUGGAUGUGAGCUGUCACAGGUCAUGUAUCCAUAUUCUUCUUCAUUUCUCAACUCUUCUUCUUCUUCAUCUAUUGUUGACCUUACUCUCCGAGACAACAAUCUGACCUCAUCCAUGUAUCGUUGGUUGUUCCCAUUGACCAGCAAUAAACUCAGAUUCCUUCAUCUCUCUGGCAACAUAUUAGAUGGGAUACCCAAAUAUCUUGGUAACCUCUGUAGUUUGGAAGAUUUGGAAUUCAGUAACAACUCUGCUUUAGUCCAAUUUCCUGAUUUUCUCAACAACUUGUCUGGAUGCACAUCACUUGCAUUAAAAGAAUUCUUUGCUUAUGGAAGCCAAUUUACAGGGUCAUUGUCCAAUGUGAUCCAAAAGUUUUCAUCCCUAGAAUGGUUGGACUUAUCUCAUAAUCAUUUAAAUGGAAGUAUAAGUGACAAACUGUGGGAACUACCCAGCCUUGAAUUCAUUUACCUUUCUUUUAAUAAUCUUACAGUUCCUUCCACAUAUCACUUGUCAGGCCUUUCAUAUGUAAAGGAAAUUGAUCUGAGGUCUUGCAAGCUGCUAGGGACUGGCUUCCCCAAAUGGAUUCAGACACUCAAAAAUCUUAGGUAUCUUGAUCUUUCCAAUACUGGAAUUUCAGACACAAUUCCUCUAGAGUUUUGGUACAUGUGGCCUUCUCAAUUACAAUAUCUGAAUCUCUCUUCCAACAACAUUAGUGGGAAACUACCAGAUUUAUUAUCAAAUUUUGCCAAAUAUUCGGAGAUAGAUUUGAGUUCCAACAGCUUUUUUGGUCUGGUACCGAAUGUUUCUUUCACAUUGACAAUAUUAAAUCUUUCCAGAAACAAAUUCUCUGGAGGAAUCUCCUUUAUAUGCCAAAUUGUUGAUGGGAUUUUAUACUUUCUUGACCUCUCUCAUAACUCAUUUAACGGACAACUCCCGGACUGUUUGUGGGAUUUCAAAAACCUAACAGUUCUUAAUCUCGGACACAACAAUCUUUUUGGAAGGCUUCCUCCCUCAAUUGGAUCAUUGAUACAACUCGAGGUGUUGUAUUUAUACAAGAACAACUUCUAUGGAGAAUUGCCUUUGUCUUUAAAAAAUUGCACGAGUUUAAUCUCAUUGAAUUUGGGGGCCAACAAGUUUUCUGGUAAUGUGCCUGUUUGGAUAGGAGAAAACUUAUCAGGGCUUUGUCCUGGAGAUGAAGAAUCAAAAGUACCACCUCUUAUUGGUAAAGGUGAGGGUGAUGGGGAAGAAUGGGGAUGGUUUUAUAUUGGUGGGGGCAUGGGUUUUGCUACUGGAUUUUGGAUAGCAUGUGGCGCUUUACUUCUCAACCGUCGAGGGAGACAUGCAUUUUUUCAAUUUUAUGACAGCUUCAAAGAUUGGGUUUAUGUGAAGGUGGUGGUGUUCAUUUCAAGUUUGCAAAAGGCUCGACAGACUUAG